CCGUUAAUUCCGAUGUCUUUGAUAUCGUCUUGCAUUGCGUCUUUGGUCGUUGAGUGGCUCAUCGGGGUUUCGCUUGGGAGCGGUGCCGUUAUUGGUUGUGUGAUUUGCGAUAUUGCUACUGUAAUUACUAAGAUGCUGACUGCGGCUUUUAUGCCCAUUGCUCAGCCGCGUAAGGGAUAAAUACUCAGCCUUGUCUUGACAUCUAACAGAAGUUCUUGGCUCGAUAUCGACGUCUUACAGCCUUGCCUCCAUUAUAUACUUUCAUAUAUCUCAUAUAAACACCAUACACAUACAUACUUGUAUACUGAGGCAGACUUGCAUAUCCACGCAUCAUGUCCUUCAACCGCAUCGCAGUAUACGCCCACCGUGGCUGGGCCAGUUCCGCCAUCGUCAAAGCCCUCAUAUCUAGCGGUGCACCCGUCAAAGUGCUAUACAGACCCGGGUCCGACGUAUCGAAUUUACCGUCGAGCGUGGCCACAACCGAAGUAGACCUAGAGAACCAGUCACAACUAGUCAAUGCCUUACAAGACGUUGACAUUGUUGCCUCGCUGGUUGGCCAUGAUGGAGUACAGAAGCAACAUGCUUUCGUCAAGGCAAUUCCGAAGACCAAUGUCAAGUUGUUCGUUCCUUCGGACCUUGGUCUCCGGGUGUCCGAUGAAUAUGAUUUGCGAGUCCCUGUGAGCAAGGCCAAGUACGAAGUCGAAAAGGCAGCCAAGGAUGCUGGUAUACCGACUACUGUUGUUCUUGUCGGUUCUUUGGCCGAGUCGACGUUUUCGAUCGGAAUCAUGGGAAUUGAUUAUCCCGGGAACCGAAUCAUUUUCACCGGCGACAGUGAGAACCAGGAGCUAAACAUAUGCACCCGGAACUAUGUCGCGGCAGCCUACGCCUCGAUCUUUGCAAGAACGCCUCCGGCUCAACUAGCUGGUCGCGCUAUUGGUAUUUCCGAGAUCAAAGCGACCGGCCGCGAAAUUGCCGAGGUCCUAAAGAAGAAGCACGGCAAAGAGCCGCAGAUCUUUAGACACAGCCUGGAGAAGACCGAUCAAGAGAUUGACCAUUGUAUCCAGACUGGUAGCCGCCUAUCUCUGUCGUGGUACUGUCGCAAGGCUUGGGGUAACGGAACUCUGGUCAAGGGUGUUGGCGAGGAUAUCUGGGAGGUCGAAGGUUACAAGAAUGCUAGCCUUGAAGACUUGCUCCUGAGUGGCAAGCUGGAGCCUUACCGCAAUGUUGCGCCAGAAGCCCGAGCGGCUUUCAUGGCUGCGUUUAAGGAGUAGCAAACACGCAAAAAGCGAAACAAAUAAAGCAGAACGAAUAAGACAAUUAAUACACGAAAUAACCGUAUGGCUCUGGAUAUUAUUUUAGUGUUGAUAUAAUUCGCAGAAAUGCGGAUAUGUGCGUUUUUAUCCCGUUAAACGAGGCAUUCGGAGAUGUUAGACUCCUUCGGAACCCCGAGGAAAGGGCUGC
Messenger RNA from Hypoxylon trugodes, 1461 nucleotides. RefSeq names its product NmrA-like family protein. The record is from RefSeq and is a predicted model, not a curated record. Bases 333 to 1271 code for a protein of 312 amino acids. NCBI's taxonomy places the organism in Eukaryota, Fungi, Ascomycota, Sordariomycetes, Xylariales, Hypoxylaceae. The transcript has 4 exons.